AUGGCAUCCUCGCAACUUAGUGCCGCAGAGGCACGAUGGCGCGAACAAUUUGCGGCUAUGCAAGAAGCUAUCGCCAACCUCAAAAUUCCUCAAGAGAAUGGAUCAGUCGAAGAUGAUAUCGAUGAUGACGAAUUUGGUGGUUACUCCAGUGGAAAUAGCGGCCAGGAUGUCUGGGACUUUAUCUCAGAUGACGACCAGGAAGCCUUAAGCAGCGACUUCGCUGAUGGAGACGCCCCAGAUGGAUCAGUUGUGGCAGAUUACGGUGCCGAAUGGUUUGCAAUUAGAUGUUCAGCCAUCGCAGCCAAGAAUGGACUGUCUGCUGAUGUGUUUGAGAGCCAAAUCAUGAGUGUUCUCAACUCUAAUCGCUCUGACGAUGAGCUCCAGAUCCAGCUUACUGACUUGGUAGGCUUUGAUGAUCUUGACUUUAUCAUCGAGAUACUGGGUCACAGAAAUGAGAUCGUUUCAGCUGUCAAAAGUCAGAGUCAGGGGAGCUCCAGCGAACCUCGACUCCUGACCAAGGCUCAAAGAGAAGAAAACCUGCGUCGCCAAGAUCAAGCACACAAAUCUGCAACUCUUGCACCAGCACAUUCAAAGGAACCCCAAUACCCACACGUCUAUAAAGCAUACAGCGCUGGAAACACCCUGAGCUAUGCCGGUAAAAAGUACGGACUGCCAGUUGGCAGUGAGCGGCUAUCGUUUGACAAGUACGAGGAGUACUUUAUCCCCGCUGGCAAGAAGGGUGUACUGGGCCCUGGACAGCGGCUUAUUCCUGUCAAGGAACUCAAUGGGUUGUGCCGGAAUACAUUCAAGGGCUACAAGACGCUUAACCGUAUGCAGAGUCUUGUCUAUCCUGUUGCCCAUAAGACUAGUGAGAACAUGUUGAUAUGUGCUCCUACUGGUGCUGGUAAAACGGAUGCUGCUAUGCUUACCAUUCUUCAAACAAUUGCACAGAAUGUUGAGCCUAACCCCUUCGAAGACCCGUCAGCCACAGAAUUUGCUGUCAACGCCGAUGACUUCAAAAUCGUCUAUGUUGCUCCCAUGAAGGCGCUUGCUGCUGAGGUUACAGAGAAGCUAGGCAAGCGACUGGCCUGGCUUGGUAUCAAAUGUCGAGAGUACACUGGAGAUAUGCAGCUCACCAAGUCUGAAAUCAUCCAGACUCAAAUUAUUGUUACGACACCCGAGAAAUGGGAUGUCGUCACACGCAAGGGCACUGGAGACACGGAACUUGUUCAAAAAGUUCGUCUUCUCAUUAUAGACGAGGUACAUAUGCUUCAUGAUGAGAGAGGCGCUGUCCUAGAAUCCCUUGUGGCUCGAACGGAACGGCAGGUUGAGAGUACGCAGUCUCUCAUUCGAAUUGUUGGUCUCAGUGCCACACUACCCAAUUAUGUCGAUGUCGCCGAUUUCCUGAAAGUCAACAAAUAUGCAGGCCUAUUCUACUUCGACUCGUCCUUCCGCCCUGUUCCUUUGGAACAACAUUUCAUCGGCGUCAAAGGAAAGGCUGGAACAAAGCAAUCGAAGGAGAAUCUUGAUCAGGUCGCUUUUGACAAGGUCAAAGAGAUGCUCGAGCGUGAUCAUCAAGUCAUGGUGUUCGUUCACUCACGAAGAGACACGCAGUUUACAGCGCGAAUGCUGCACCAGAAGGCCAUUGAUGCCAUGUGUGCAGAUCUCCUUGACCCAAGCUAUCAUCCUGGGUUUGAGCAAGCGUCGCGUGAUAUCAAGCAGUCCAAGUCCAAGGAGAUUCGUGAGCUCCUAUCCAAGGGCAUUGGUGUUCACCACGCUGGAAUGGCAAGAUCUGACCGAAACUUGAUGGAAAGACUAUUUGGAGAGGGUGUCCUGAAGGUUCUUUGCUGUACCGCCACUCUAGCAUGGGGUGUCAACUUGCCUGCCGCAGCAGUCGUAAUCAAGGGAACUCAGGUUUACAGCGCCCAGGAUGGUAAAUUUGUCGAUCUGGGAAUUCUUGACGUACUGCAGAUCUUUGGUCGAGCUGGUCGUCCUCAAUUCGAAGAUACUGGUAUCGGCAUGAUCUGCACAACCCACGACAAGCUAACCCAUUACCUGACUGCCGUGACGGAACAGCAGCCCAUCGAAUCGAAAUUCUCGACGAAGCUAGUUGACAAUCUGAAUGCUGAAAUCGCACUCGGAACUGUCACUUCUAUUCCGGACGCCGUCCAGUGGAUCGGAUACUCGUACCUCUUCGUGCGCAUGCAAAGGAGCCCAAUGUCUUAUGGCAUAGAAUGGUCAGAAAUUCGCGACGACCCAAACCUGGUUCAAAGACGCCGUCAGCUUGCUAUUCAGGCUGCCAAAACCUUGCAGCAAUGCCAGAUGAUUAUCUACAAUGAAAGGACAGAUGAGCUGCGCAGCAAGGAUAUCGGAAGAAUUGCCAGUCAAUACUAUAUUCUCCACACAAGUAUCCAAGUUUUCAACGCCAUGAUGCAACCUCAGGCCACAGAGGCCGACAUUCUAAAGAUGAUCAGUAUGAGUGGAGAGUUUGACAACAUCCAAUCCAGAGAUAGUGAGGAGAAGGAGUUGACUCAUCUACGUCGAGAGAUCAUCCCAUGUGAUGUGGAUGGAGGCAUUGACACCCCUCAGGCAAAAACAAACAUUUUGCUACAGUCUUACAUCUCGAAAGCGCAGCCGGAAGAUUUCGCCCUCUCAAAUGACAUGAACUACGUUGCUCAGCAGUCUGGGCGUAUUUGUCGAGCACUCUUCAUGCUUGCCCUCAAUCGCCGAUGGGGUCACCAGUGCCUCGUGCUUCUAACUCUGGCAAAGUCGAUUGAAAAGCGCAUCUGGCCCUACCAGCAUCCUCUUCAUCAGUUUGACCUUGCAAAGUCGGUCCUGAACCAGCUCGACGCGAAAGAGAACUUGACAAUUGAGACCAUGAAAGACAUGGAGCCUGCAGAGAUUGGAGGUUUGAUCCACAACCAGAGUGCCGGCAAGAAUAUUGCCAAGAUCCUGAACAACUUUCCGACUGUUCACGUCGAGGCUGAAAUCGCUCCCCUAAACCGAGAUGUGUUGCGUAUUAAGCUCUAUGUUAUUCCCGAUUUCCGAUGGCACGACCAGAUUCAUGGAACCUCAGAAUCGUUCUACAUUUGGGUCGAGAAUUCUGAGACUUCAGAGAUAUACCAUCAUGAAUUUUUCAUCCUAAACAGAAGAAAGUUACAUGAUGAUCAUGAGCUAAACUUCACAAUUCCCCUUUCUGAUCCCUUGCCUAGCCAGAUAUACGUCCGAGCCGUCUCAGACAGAUGGCUAGGAGCUGAGACCGUCACCCCGGUCUCCUUCCAGCAUCUCAUCCGUCCAGACACUGAAAGCGUCUAUACUGACCUCCUGAAUCUUCAACCACUACCUAUCUCGGCCCUCAAGAACCCUGCGCUUGAAGAACUCUAUGCCAAGCGCUUCGAGUACUUCAACCCCAUGCAAACGCAAAUCUUCCACACGCUUUACCAUACGCCUGCCAAUGUGCUUCUUGGAUCACCCACUGGUAGCGGCAAGACUGUUGCUGCAGAGCUUGCCAUGUGGUGGGCUUUCCGUGAAAGACCCAAGUCAAAGGUUGUCUAUAUUGCGCCAAUGAAGGCACUUGUCCGCGAGCGAGUCAAAGACUGGGGAGUUAGAUUGGCGCGACCACUGGGCUUGAAGUUGGUGGAGUUAACUGGUGACAAUACUCCCGAUACUAGAACUAUCCAGGACGCUGAUAUCAUCAUCACCACGCCUGAGAAGUGGGACGGUAUUUCUCGUUCAUGGCAGACAAGAGGGUACGUUCGACAAGUGAGCCUGGUCAUUAUUGACGAGAUUCAUCUUCUGGCUGGAGAUCGUGGGCCUAUUCUCGAGAUCAUUGUGUCCCGUAUGAACUACAUCGCUUCCUCGACCAAGAAUGCCGUCCGUCUCCUGGGUAUGUCAACUGCUUGCGCCAACGCGACAGACCUGGGUAACUGGCUAGGUGUCAAAGAAGGUCUUUUCAACUUUAAGCACUCAGUCCGUCCUGUUCCUCUGGAAUUAUACAUCGAUGGCUUCCCAGAAGUCAGGGGAUUCUGUCCUUUGAUGCAGUCUAUGAAUCGCCCCACCUUCUUGGCUGUUAAGAAUCACAGUCCUGACAAGCCCGUCAUUGUUUUCGUUCCCUCGCGAAGACAAACUCGUCUGACUGCAAAGGAUCUCAUCAACUUUUGUGGUAUGGAAGAUAACCCCCGACGAUUCCUUCACAUGGAUGAAGAUGAUUUGCAGCUUAACCUUGCUCGAGUCAAGGAUGACGCGCUGAAGGAAGCCAUCAACUUUGGAAUUGGUCUACAUCACGCAGGUCUAGUUGAGUCGGAUCGUCAGCUUGCUGAAGAGUUGUUCUUGAACAACAAGAUCCAGAUCCUGGUCGCCACUAGUACUCUCGCCUGGGGUGUCAACUUGCCUGCUCAUCUGGUUGUCGUCAAAGGAACACAAUUCUUCGAUGCCAAAAUUGAGGCAUACAAAGACAUGGACUUGACCGAUGUUCUGCAAAUGUUGGGUCGUGCCGGUCGUCCUCAGUUCGAUAACUCGGGAGUUGCACGUAUCUUUACCCAGGAUUCCAAGAAGGACUUUUACAAGCACUUCCUUCACACUGGCUUCCCGGUAGAGUCCUCGCUUCACACCGUUUUGGAUAACCAUCUUUGCGCCGAAGUCUCGGCUGAGACCAUUGUCACCAAACAGGACGCGCUCGACUAUCUCACAUGGACAUUCUUCUUCAGGCGACUACACAAGAAUCCGUCGUACUACGGACUCGAGAUUUCUGCUGAGGAGCACAAUAGCAUCGCUGCUCAGCAGCUUGCUAAUGAAUACAUGAUUGAGAUGGUUAGCAAGUCACUCAACGAGCUUGCUGACUCUAAAUGUGUUGAGGUGUUCCCCAAUGGCGACGUUGAUCCCACACCUCUUGGCAAGAUCAUGAGUUACUACUACCUCUCGCACAAGACGAUCCGCCACCUUGUCAAGCACGCGAAAGCUCAAGCUUCAUUCCUGGACGUUUUGUCAUGGAUGUCCCGCGCUACCGAGUACGACGAACUCCCCGUGCGCCAUAAUGAAGACCUCAUAAACAACACUCUUUCGGACAACUUGCCAUUCCCUGGCCACGCCUUUGGGCUGCCUAUGUGGGAUCCUCACGUGAAGGCUUUCCUGCUUCUUCAAGCACAUAUGUCUCAGAUAGACCUUCCAAUCACUGAUUAUGUUGGUGAUCAGACGAGUGUUCUCGAUCAGGCUAUCCGUGUCAUACAGGCUUCCAUCGAUGUUCUGACCGAGCUUGGUUAUCUGUCCAGUUGCCUGCAAAUGAUGGCUCUUCUCCAGUCGAUCAAGUCGGCUCGUUGGCCUACUGAUGCACCAGUGUCCAUCUUACCUACGAUCGAGCCUGACGUCAAGAACGAUAUACCAAUUGCUAAGAUCAGCGCGCUGACUAGACCUCAGGCGAUGCAACUUGCUAAGAAGCUUGGUGUAUCUGCGAGCCAGCACAACCGUUUCGCUCGUGCGGUAUCUAUCCUACCUAACGUCGAGGUAUCCAUCGCUGCAGCCACGGCACUCUCAGUGACCAUUGGUCUUAAGCGUCUCAACCAGCUGGUCGAGCGAGAGGCUCGCAUCUACGCACCCAAGUUCCCUAAACCACAAACAGAAUCGUGGUUCGUUAUCGUGGCUGAUUUGGCACGGGACGAAGUCAUUGCAGUGAAGCGUGUGGGUUGGACCACGAACCCCAAUCGCAAGCUCGAGGCUGGUGGUCGACCCACGGCGAAGACAACCAUCAAGCUCCCUCCGGCUCAGGCAGGCCAGGCCCGCAAGUUCGACGUUCUUGUUGUCAGCGAUGCUUAUCCGGGGCUUGAAUAUCGUGUUGAGGGUGUCGAUAUUCCUGCUCCGCCCACUGUGGAUGAUGCUGUGCAAUCAAAGAAGGCGGAUGCGUCUGGGUCAAAAUGA
Messenger RNA from Fusarium mangiferae, 5910 nucleotides. Its product is annotated as putative RNA helicase. The record is from RefSeq and is a predicted model, not a curated record. The coding region runs from base 1 to 5910 and encodes 1969 amino acids. Lineage: Eukaryota; Fungi; Ascomycota; Sordariomycetes; Hypocreales; Nectriaceae. Gene Ontology annotation, molecular function: ATP hydrolysis activity; nucleic acid binding; ATP binding. The transcript is spliced from 2 exons.